GCUGUAAAGUGUGGCAGCUGGGCCAGGGAUGUAUUUUGCAAAGAAACUGGUUAUUUUGUCUGGGUGAAAUAAAACGUGGGGUGGUUACACAGAUAAUAGGUCACAUUCAGAUGCCUAAGAAACACAUGGAACUGUUGUCCAAGGGACCUCUGUCACAAAUCAAGGCAGAGAGUGGGACACAUGGGAAGGCCCAUAAGCAAGAAGGGUCUAGAGGAAUGGCUGAAGAACGACCACGUUGCAGUUCCGCUGCCCAUCUAUGUGAUGCUGAAGCGAUCAGUGAUAUGGAGAGCCGACACUUGGGAGCACUGGCCAUGGGCAGCUAUUCCAAACCCUGCAGUUCCAGUGAGGACAGUUUCGAGUUUCAAAGUGGCCCUGGGUCAGAAGCUAAAAGCUUUGCUAAAAGCAAAAAUAAGGAUGAAGGCUAUCAAUCACAUCGAUUCAAAUGCAACCAGAAGUGGGGUGAAAAAAUCCAUCAUCUGGAGCACUCUUCACUCUACCCGGGGAAAGCAGGAGACACCAGCCAGAAGCAUCAGCAGAGGAAGAAGUUGCAUAACCGGAGCAGUUCAUCCACCUCUGAUUUGAGCAUCCUGAGCCAAGGUUCCUCAAGCUCCUUGUCUGUUGUGGAAGAGAAAAUUGAAGCCAAACUCAAGUUCUCACAAUUCCUGAAUGAAGUUACCUUCCGGGUCCUCGACCCUACAAGUGUGAAAGCCUUUCGAGCAGCUAAACUGAAGAGUAGCCUUGGCUCUGCAGGGAGAAGCCUUGAUGAUUUACGUCUACGGAAGAAGAGCUCUGAGGGCUGGAAGGGUGAGAAUCUGGCCCAGAAAUCACAGAGAGAGACAGACCUGGAGAGUUUGAGAAGUGAUGAUGUUGUGUCUGGAGCACGGAUGCGGAAGCUGGAGAAAUCUUUGUCCUUGGAUGCCGGGCCUUCUUUUGGGAGAUACAGAAACGGGAUUCCAGGUCAAGCCUCUGCGGCAGAGAUGGAGAAAAUAAGGGUGCGAAAUUCCUGGGUGCCAGCUUGCCUAUGGCAACCUAGAAUACUCCAAGGCAGGCUCACAAAAUCUUCACCUAACCUCUGGGACAGCACGCUGCAAGAACAGAAGGGGGAACUUCGCAAGCGGCUCUCCUACACAACUCACAAACUGGAAAUGCUUGAAACAGAAUUUGAUUCUACACGCCAGUAUCUUGAAGUAGAACUCAGACGUGCUCAGGAAGAACUCGAAAAAGUGACAGAAAAGCUGAGACGGAUACAAAACAAUUACCUAGCCUUACAAAGAAUUAAUCAAGACCUAGAAGACAAACUGUACAGGAUGGGUCAACAUUACGAAGAAGAAAAAAGAGCUUUAAGCCACGAAAUAAUAGCCCUCAAUAACCAUUUGAUAGAAGCCAAGGUGACAAUUGAUAAAUUGUCAGAAGAUAAUGAACUCUAUAGAAAGGAUUGCAAUUUAGCUGCACAUCUGCUCCAGUGUAGCAAGAAUUACGACAGAGCACAUAAGCUUUCAGAGGAACCCCUAGCAACCAGAUCUUCAUCAUCUGAAUUGCCUCCCCCUUUGUCCUCCUCACUGUUGCCAUCCGAAUUUCAGGAACGUGUCAGCAUCCACCUAGAAAAGCACGGAUGCAGCCUCUCAGUACCUCUGUGUCAUACAUCAUUUGCUGACAACAUACCAACUUGCGUCAUUGCUAAAGUCUUAGAAAAGCCUGACCCAAAUAGUCUUUCUUCACACUUGUCAGGUUCAUCAACCAGAGAUCUUGCCUUCCAGGACUCUUCUGGGAAGCUUAGCCAAAGACCCCAGUACAAGUCUGACAUCUAUUGUAGUGACACAGCUCUUUACUGCCCAGAUGAAAGAAGAAGGGAAAGGAGACAGAGUGUCGACAUGCAAGUGAAAGACGUUGGGUUCUUGAGGUCCCAGAAUUCCACUGACAGCACGGUGGAAGAAGAUGGCUUCCACUCCAGCUUUUCCCAUGAAGCUUUUCCAGAAUACGUUACCUCUCUCCCUACUUCAAGCUCCUACUCCAGCUUCAGUGUGACAUCUGAGGAGAAGGAGAAUGCCCAAGCUAGUACGCUGACAGCCUCCCAGCAAGCAAUCUAUCUGAGCAGUCGAGAUGAGAUGUUUGAACGAAAGCCAUCUCCAGGUUAUGACCACCAGGGGAGCCCAAGGUUUGCCAAGUCUAAAUCCAUUCAGCACAUGGAAUUGGCUGACGAGGAGAAUUCCCCCACCUUCACUAGGACUAUGUCACCUUAUGCAAGCGAGCCUUAUCAUUUCUCGGCCAUAACCGCCCAACAAGCUUUAGCUUCGCAGAAAAUGCGCAGCGAGUGCAGGAAUACCCAUCUGUCAGAAGAGGACCUCCCAGGACGGUGGAGGCAGCUGAGCGUUGAGGAUAUUGGUGCAUAUUCUUAUAGAAACAGUGGCAGGCUUUCGCCCUGCAGCUUUUCGGAGCAGUAUUAUAGAAGUCCCAUAAAGAAAGCGGACAGCCGGUCAAGUCCUAUUUAUGCUAGUUACAAAGGUGAUAGUUUCUCAGAGGGAGACGAUAUCUGUCAAAGCAGACUCGUAGAGUCUUGCUUCCUGACAACAGACAGUGGUCUGAAUAUUGACAUUAGCGCCAGCUGUAAGCAAGACAAACUGUCUUCCUACAAAACAAAAGAACUAAGAGACAAAAAGAAUGAAAGAAUCACAGUUCAGGUGUGCAGUAGCAAAAGUAUUGAUGGUAGCCCGGUGUUGAAAAGAGAAUAUGUGGAUGUAAGUCCAAACAGCUCAGCCGAGUCCCUCAACCAGAGUUCUAUGGAGGCUUCAGAGAUCCACCAGUCUUCCAUUGAACAAGGAAGCCAUUCAAGCCUUCGUAGCAAACAGCAACAAUUUCAGCGGACUGGGAGCACAGGCUUGAGUCGGAAAGACAGCCUCACAAAAGCACAAUUGUACGGAACCCUCCUCAAUUAAACAUCUUCCAAAGUUGCAAUAAGGAGACAAAGCAACAGUGAGGACUUUGAUUACUUCUAGCAUACAGUAGGCUUCUAGCGGGGGGAGAGAAUGGUUAUAAAAUAUAUAUUCAUAUUCACAAUGGUACUGUUUUAAGGGGAGAAAUAUUAUAAACCCAAAUCUGAUGAAACAAAACAAAAAAAACAUUACAUGGCACUUUUCACACGAUGACUUUUCCAUCUUGGAUACCAACCCUUUGCCCACUUUUAUAACCUGAGAUAUUUUUAUAAACAAAAUAGUAUUUAUUAGACUGUCCUUAGUACUCUCAAGCGCUUUGAGUGACACAUUUUGUCCCCCUCAAGUAGGUUUCUUAUUUAUUUUUUUGUGCAUGAGGCCACAUGUGCCUAAACUCUUGGAAGGAAAAGAGUUUCAAAGAAAGAGAGAAAAAGAAUCCCUAUCAUGAGGACCAUUCAAAUCCCUAAAAGAGUCAUUUAAAAUGUGGGUUGUGUGCAAGAUGUCCAAGAAUAGGGAAGUUAUAUAUAAAAAAAGUCUAUUUUUGAAGGAAGUAGAAAUGAAAUGGCCCACUAAUGUAUUUAAUACAAAUAUACUUCAAAGAAAAAACUACAUGGGCGGGGACACAAAUGCACAAAAUGAUAUGGAUAUUUUGGUUUGUCUGUCCCAUUGUGUUUCAACUUCCCCAUCCUGUACACUACCUCAAAAUUAAUUGAGGGUUUCUUUGUCACUUAUUUUUCUCUAGGCUUGCAUUUAUAUUGUCUCAAAUGCAUGGAGUGUCAUAACUAGUACUGUAUUUUGCAUUACUUAAUAAAAGACACCAGUGGAA
Anolis sagrei ordinatus is the source of this 3753-nucleotide messenger RNA. RefSeq names its product brain enriched guanylate kinase associated (gene BEGAIN). The record is from RefSeq and is a predicted model, not a curated record. NCBI's taxonomy places the organism in Eukaryota, Metazoa, Chordata, Lepidosauria, Squamata, Anolidae. Gene Ontology annotation, cellular component: synapse.